This is a messenger RNA of Frankliniella occidentalis (western flower thrips), 3340 nucleotides long. RefSeq lists its product as uncharacterized. Bases 69 to 3329 code for a protein of 1086 amino acids. The transcript is spliced from 12 exons. The record is from RefSeq and is a predicted model, not a curated record. NCBI's taxonomy places the organism in Eukaryota, Metazoa, Arthropoda, Insecta, Thysanoptera, Thripidae. Gene Ontology annotation, molecular function: zinc ion binding.
UUAUGCUAUUACAGCCAUCAAUUUAAUGAGCCUCCAAUCAGUUCUGUCUUAUGUGUGGUUAGGUCGCAAUGGAACCUUCUGGGAUAAGGCAUCCUAUUGCCCAAAGUUUGCGGGUGGUAAAGAAACUGUCUGCUCAGAUUAUUGCACCAAAAAAAGUGAUUGGUCCAACUAAUGGGGCAGUUGAGAGGCAUCCCCUUUCUUUGAUAAACAGUAAUAAACCAGCUUCAGUAUUAAAGGCUGUUCCACCUUCCAAAAUUGGAAUAGGGAGACGCCCCUUUGCCUUAUUGAACAAUGAGAACAAACCUGCUGCUCAGCUGAUAAAGGUUGUUGCCCCUCUCAAAGCUGGAGCUGAGAGGCGUCCUUUUGGCCUAUCAAACUAUGAAAAUAAACCUGCUCAGCCCCUUGCGGUUUCAUCAUCUCCCCAAGGUUUCCCCAUAAACCCUCAACCUUUACCUAAAGCUAAAAAUUCCACUCUGGUUAAUGUGCCUUUAAAUGUGAGCAAUGCUGUUAAUUUGCAGAAGACCACCUCUGCAUCUGCAGUUCGAAUUACCUAUAUCCCAAAGCUGCAACCUGUUAACAUACCCAUUUUGAAAGAACCAAAUUCAGUGAGAGCAGAAAAAGAGCAGGGCAGCUCACUGAGAAUUAGCCGAGAGAAUUCAGAGGCUAAUGUUGCCACUCAAAUUAGAAGCUCAAAGUUUUUUAAGCCUUUGAAUGAUUUAAUUUCUGAAAAAGAGGCUAGACAGCUUAAGAAUAAGGGAGCCCAGGAAGCAAGUACUGAUAGAGAGAAACAAAUUAGGAAAAAGUUUGAAGUUCAUUUCAAGAAACCUUCUAUUGCCACAAUGAACUGCACACAAGUUGAAAUGCCAUCCUGUCUAGAGGAUAUACUUCCAUCUUGUAAUGAAUAUAAAGUCUGUCAUUUUGAAAAGAAGCAGUGUGGUUUUUCAGCUGUUAUUAGAACAAACAUUUAUGACAAAGAAAGUGCAUUAAGGUGGAUUGAUAUUUUUGAAACUGUAACAAAAAUAGAUCUCCGCUCAAAGGACACUUUCAGAGAAAAUUCUGACCGAAUAGUUUUCAAGAAAGUGUAUCGUUGUCACUGUGAUACAAGGGCAGAUCAACCAAGUAGCAAAACAAAGAAAGCGCAUGCCAAACAUACUGUAUGUCCAGCCAAUGUCAUCAUUACAGUGAAGAACCGUGAUAUGAAGAGGAGUAUUGAUGCGUUGCUCCAAACCUACCCAUGUGAGAUUACUGUGAACUACUUGCAUAAUCACAGAGUUGAGUGUGCAGAUUCACUAAGACACAGAAGGCCUUCCUUGGAAGUAAAGAGUACCAUUUUGCAUUUAUUCGAAAAGAAACAUUCACCUGCCUCUGCAUUAACUAGUUUAAAAAACAAGAUGCAAGUGAAGUUUGGAGAUGACUAUUUUAAGCAUGCAGCUGAUGGAUCUGAGUGCCCUACAUAUAAGUGGGUUUAUAAUCUAUUCCAUGCAACAUAUCAGAAAAAGUACGGUCAGCCAUCUGGAGAAGGAAUGAUUGAGACUUUAAAGCAAUUCAUUAAAGACUACAAUGAUGCAUGUGGCUCUGAAUGUGCAAAAGUCGCAACAGAGUCUGAAGACAUUGCUGUUGUCAUAUGUAGUCCCAUGAUGAAAAGAGCGCAUGAACUUCUCAGAAGCAGCGGAGAAAUGGUCACUGUUGAUUCUAGUGGAAAUAUGGACUUUCAAAAUACAAGAGUAUUUUUCUUUGUUUCCCCUUCUGUUGCUGGUGGCAUACCAGUUGGUGUUGUUUUCACCACAUCUGAAGCUACUUAUCCUUUGGAAAAGGCAUUUUCUUUGCUCAAAGAAGUGCUUCCUGACAAAGCUUUUUAUGGAAGAGGAAAGGAUGCAGGCCCCAAACUAUUUAUGACAGAUGAUAGUACAGCAGAAAGAACUGCUCUCCGUACAACCUUUACAGCCAAAGACCUGGUUCUACUACUUUGCAAAUUCCACCUGCUAUUUGCCAUGUGGAGAUUCUUACUGGAUUCCAAACAUAACAUCAAAGCUGCUUGCCGUCCUGAACUAUAUUUUCUCUUUAAGCAGCUUGUUGACUGUCCAGAUCUCAGCUCUUUCAAUGCUAUGUACGAUGAACUAAUCUCUCUUGACAUUGUAAAAGACAACAAAACUUUUAGAGAGCAUGUUAUAAAGAAAAAGGAAACUGCUAGUGAAUGGGCGAUGCCAUUUAGGAAUCAUCUCCUGACCCGAGGUCAUGAUACUAAUAAUUACAAUGAAGUUACCACUCUGUGUGUAAAAGACCAAGUCUUCCAGCGAGUGAAAGCAUACAACAUGGUACAAAUGUUUGAUUUCAUGACAAAUGACUUGGAUGCAUACAUCAAGAGGAGAAUUACUGAUUGUUUGAAUAACAGGAUGGUCAAUUAUACCUCAUCAAGAUAUUUCAUUCCUGAAGAUAAAAUAAAAUCUUUGUCUGUACAUUCCAAGAUAUCAGAUACUGUUUAUGAGGUUUAUAAUUCAGAGAGCAAGAAAAAAUACAAAGUGGAUUUGGUAACUGAUGUCUGCUCAUGCCCAAUCGGCCGAACAGGAGCUCCCUGUAAACACCAAUAUUUCCUUGUGAAAACUCUUGGUCGUACUUCUGCACAAUUCGUACCUAUCAAUGAUCCACAGGCGAAAAUGCUUCUCCACAAAAUUAUGAAUGGGACAACUGCAAAUGUUCCCAGUGAGUGGUAUGAAAACCAUAAACUGACACAAACUGUUACUGUUAACUAUCAGAAUAAUAUCUGUGAAGGAACAGGAACCUCAACUAAUGAAGUUGAACAGUCGUCAGAAGAAGCACAAGGGCAAAAUACCGUGCAAGGGGAAGAAGGAAGAUUAACCAAUGAUGUGACAGAUGCUGAUGCUUUAUCUGAAGACAAGUUUCUUUGCCAUCAAAAAUUGAAUGAGCUGCUAGAGGACAUGAGAAGAAGACUAGAGGAACGGCCAGAAGUGUAUUUGCCUGCCUAUGAAAAAUUCCUUAGAAGAUAUGAUGAGUGUAAGAAUUCAGAGACAACCUAUGUGUCUGCUUUCCACAAUUUCAACCGCCUUAAUGGUCAUACAUCACUCAGAGGAGGUAUGCGAGAAAUGACUGUUCAGCCAACAGCCAUUGGUAGGAGAAAGAAAUAUACAGGAGGAAAGCGUGCCCAGAGAAAAGGACGGCCACAAGAAGGAUUUCGAGAAGAAAACAGCAGGAAUAAGAGAGGUGUAGAAGAGGCAAACUACGCCCAUCUUCCUUCCAAAAAGAAAAUGAAGUUGUCCCAUAAUAUAAGUCAAAAUAUUAUGCAAACAUCUGUUUUUUCUCAAAAGAAGUAAUUCAUUUAUUG